Entamoeba invadens IP1 is the source of this 1995-nucleotide messenger RNA. RefSeq lists its product as hypothetical. Lineage: Eukaryota; Evosea; Mastigamoebida; Endamoebidae. The transcript has a single exon. The record is from RefSeq and is a predicted model, not a curated record. Bases 1 to 1995 code for a protein of 664 amino acids.
AUGAAACACAUUAAAGAGCUCCUCAGACCAGAGAAUAAAUACUCCGCCGAGUACAUCGCACAAGAAACCAACAAAGAAAUACAUAAACGACUUGGUAAAAAUGUUGAUAGUUAUUCAACAACAAAUGAUGCUGGAAAUGAAAGAGGCAGCUUUAUAACAAUGAUGGCCGCGUUGAUGAUGGGAGCAUGUGGGUUGACAAAUAAUCAAAUUGAUUCCAUGUCAAAAUUGAUUUCCAUAAUUUUGCUAAUGUCCAAUGUUCCCCAAAAAGUUGUUAACACUGCUCUGAGUUCUUCAACUAUGCAACGGAGAUUUGUGUUAAUUUCGAAAAAAACCGGAUAUGACUUACAACUAAUCUUCAAGCAGUGUGACUAUUAUACAUUAAUGGCGGAUUCAGCAAUGAACAGUGGGGUCGAGUACUUUUCUCUCUUUGUAAGAUUCGUGUUUUCAGAUGGAUCAUUUGUUGAUAAGAGAAUCAAAAUCGAAAACUAUGAUGGCAAAACGGAUGCUGCGGGGUGGCUCGGUUGGAUAAUGAAAAUGUUGGAAUUGAUGGAUGUUGACCUAAUUAAAUGCAUUGGUGCUUGUUUUGAUGGAUCUUAUGUUCUGAUACGAAAUGGUGGGCUCUCUGGUAAACUCCUAGCUAAAAUAAAAGAGAGAGACGGGCUGAACGGAUUUGAUUCAAACUACUGCUUUUCACACAGAACAAAUAAAGCGACUGAAAAGUGUUUUGAAUCGCAAUGGGGGCUGGCUAUUGAAAGUUUCUUGGAUGGGUUAACAGUUCAGACAACAAGAACUGCAUGGGAUCAAUUCUGUGCCAAAAAUCAUAUCAAAGGUGCAGUUCUCAAAUUGGUUCAACGAUCUGAAACAAGGUGGCUCCAAACAGUAUUGAUUCUUGAUAAUAUGUUUGAGAAUCUGCCUUCACUUCAAGAAUUUUACAGUGAAAGAGAACAAUGCCAAAAGCCUUUUGGACCUCGCAACAUUAUGGGUGAGUGUAAUGUCAACUGCAAAUUGUUUGUUGCGUGUAUGUUCUUCACUCAGAUAGUGCUCAGUAAGGUGAAGAUAAUUAACGAUUGGCUACAGACCGCCAAUUUACUAUACCCCGUGGCAUAUCAACGUGUUAAAGAUCUAAUUUUAAACAUCUUCGAGCUCAGACACAAGGUGGUGUUAACCGAUUAUUUAGAAAAAAUAAAAUACACUGAAGAUCUUGACGAUAACGAAAAGUUCAUUUUGAAAAAGUAUUCAAUUCACCUGCUCGUUAAGUUGAGUGACGCGAUGAUUUUGAGGUUUGCAAUUCCUUCAAGAAAAAUGACCAAAGAAGACCUUUUCGAUGCUGGAUUGUUGAAGGAGAACCAGGUCAAAGGAACGAAUAUGGCAAAUUUCGGGAAAUUACAAAGAAAACUCAAAGGAAAAGAACUUGUAGUAAACAUCAAAAUUUACAACAACUUUGAUGCAAAAUCAUUCGAGGAAAGUGAUGACCAAGAACUAAAAGCGGAAUUUACAAAGUUUCAAGAUUGGUAUUGUGCCAACAUUGAAAAAGUCGAAGAAAUUGCAAACAGGUUGGAAAGGGAAGAAAGGGCUGAUGCUACUGAGGCGAUACGUACUCUUGUUAAACAAGUGAGAUUAACAAGUACAGAUCAAACAGAAGCAACAGAUAUCGCUGAAGAUUGCAGCAGUAGUGAAAUUGAUAAAGAAAAGAGAGCAAACGCCAUUCAACACAGAAAGCAAAUAAGGGCUUUAUUCAAAAAAGAAGCAGAAGAUUUCUUAAAAAGUUGCCCAGUAAAAAAACUAACUUUGAACACCUUGUUUGUCUUGAUGACUCAAGAAGAAAAGAAUCAAUUUUCAUGUUUAUUUAAUCUUGUGAAAAAGAUGAAUGCUAAGAGUCCAACCACUUGCCCAGUUGAAAGAUCUUUUAAUAAAAUUGGACAAUAUGAUAGAGCAAACAUGAGCGUUGAAAAGAAAGUUGCUUACAUGGAUGUUGGGGAUGCUCUGAAAAACUAA